AUGCUCAAUGCUCCUAAUGUUGAUAAAAACAAUAUGCUUACUCCACUUGCAGAUUUGGUCCCUGAUGAAUGGUUGGCUGAUGAGAGAGAAGCUUUACAAAGUUUUGGAGCUGCAAACCUCACUGAAUUGACGAAAAUAGUUAGGGAUAGAAAAAAAGAACCCGAGCUGAGCUGGGUUGAGGUUAAGAGGCAAACACAUAAGUUUGUUUCGCUUGUCAGUGGUGACCCAGAAUUUGCUAAGCAUCAUAAAAUAAUCAAGUCUUUGUUUGCUAGUAUUAAAGCAGAUGCUGGUAAUGUUGUGGAAGACUCAUGUGAAUGUGAUGGUUAUCACAGCGAGAAGCUUGCAGUAGCUUAUGCCCUAUUGAAUGCACAUGACAUGGCACCAAUCUUUAUCAUAAAGGCCUCGGGGAAGAUGUGUGAUGAUUGCCACUCUUUUAUGAAAUUAAUCUCAAAAGUCAAAAAAAGGUUGAUCACAGUGAGAGACGACAGGUAUUUCCAUCACUUCCAAGAUGGAAGUUGCUCCUCUGCAGAUUAUUUUGGUUGA
Molecule: messenger RNA, 543 nt
Organism: Lactuca virosa
Lineage: Eukaryota; Viridiplantae; Streptophyta; Magnoliopsida; Asterales; Asteraceae
Source: the annotation of a GenBank genome assembly